Molecule: messenger RNA, 1825 nt
Organism: Trifolium pratense (red clover)
Lineage: Eukaryota; Viridiplantae; Streptophyta; Magnoliopsida; Fabales; Fabaceae
Product: plant intracellular Ras-group-related LRR protein 6-like
Exons: 3
Coding region: 285-1334 (349 amino acids)
Molecular function (GO): protein binding
Source: RefSeq, a predicted model, not a curated record
AACAACAAGUGGCCCUCCCACUUCCCUAGUUACCUUCUCAUCCGUACGCUUACAUCUUCACUUUCCCUUUAUAUAUCUCAUUUCUUCACUUCUCACUCUCAUCCCUUAAUUUCCCCUUUCACAAUCAUCAAUCUUGUUCUUUGCUCUCUAACUUUUUUCAAUUCUACUCUUCAUUUCUAUCAUAUCAAGCUUUAUUAUAAGUGAAAAAAAAAAUAACACAAAAAAAGUGUAUCCAUCAUAUAUAUUACCUAGCUAGCUAGCAACAUAUAUUAUAUAUUGUUAAGAUGUUGUACGAACAACAGCAACGGUUACAGCAACCGUUGAUAAAUACAUCAGAGAGGAGCAAAUAUAAUAAUUCUAAUUCAAUAGAGGAAGUUGAGAGGCUUCAAAUAAUUGAUUUGAGUGGCAUGUCCUUGGACUCUCUUCCAAACCCUUCUCUUAAUUUAGCUACCAUUUGCAAAUUGGACCUCUCCAACAACAAUCUUCAGAAUAUUCCGGAGUCGUUAACGGCGAGACUGCUAAACAUAGUGGUGUUGGAUGUGCACUCAAACCAACUUAGGUCCCUCCCAAACUCCAUUGGCUGUCUCUCUAAGCUCAAGCUUUUGAAUGUCUCUGGCAACCUCCUCCACCUCCUUCCCAAGACAAUUGAGAAUUGCAGGGCAUUAGAAGAAUUGAACUUAAAUUUCAACAAGUUGAUUCAACUACCAGACACAAUAGGAUAUGAGCUACUAAACCUAAAGAAGUUAUCAAUCAACUCCAACAAAUUGCUUUACCUUCCACGCUCCACUUCUCAUCUGACAUCUCUAAGGGUUCUUGACGCACGCCUCAACUGUCUAAGAUCUCUCCCAGAAGACCUAGAGAAUCUUGUCAACCUUGAAAUCCUAAAUGUGAGUCAAAACUUCCAAUACUUGGAUUCUAUUCCUUACUCCAUAGGACUUCUCUUGUCCCUUGUUGAACUUGACAUUAGCUACAACAAGAUCAAGUCCUUACCAGACUCACUUGGUUGCCUUAACAAGCUUCAAAAGCUAUGUGUCGAAGGGAAUCCACUUUGUUCACCACCACCAGAAGUUGUAGAGCAUGGAUUGCAUGCAGUGAAAGAGUACUUGUGCAGUAAGAUGAAUGCUGGUCAACUAAGUCCAGUUAAGAAGAAAUCAUGGGUUGGAAAAUUGGUUAAGUAUGGAACCUUCAAUGUUAAAAAUGGUCCUCGUGAAGAACGUGAGGCUUUCAUUCUCCCCGAUUAUAAUCGAUCUGUUGAUGGUCUUGCUUCUCCUCGUUAUAUGGGGAUGUUUUCGCCGCGCCGUUUGUUCUCCUCUCGCAAUUACUUCACCAACUGAGGGGGAAAAACUUUAGAAGAGACACUUCUGAAUGUGUUUGCUUCACUCGCAAGGUAGAAAAAAUUUGGAAAUUGGAGGAAAGGAAAAGGUUGUGAUGUUUUGAAACUUUGGAAGAAGCCCAUUUCGCUUGAUGGAUUGAUAAAAUAAUGAUUAGAUAGUAUGAUGAUCCGUACGUGAAAUAAUAUGGCGUAUAUUGCCAUAACUAUCAAACUUGGCUCUGGUUUGAGAGACCAAUUCUUUUAGGUUCGCAACUAUUUGGUCAUAUUAUUUGGUCACACUUGCAUACUCCAGUAUUUAUUGUGUGACCAAAUAAAAUGUCUAAAUGGUAGUAUCAACCUAAAUAUUUUUCGAUUUGAGAAUAAACUCAUGUCUUUGUCAUGUUGAAUAAUGAUGAUUCCUACAUGAAAUAAUAUGGUGUAUUGUCGUAACUAUCACACAUCGUUGUGGUUUGUAAAAGAAAUUCAUACUCCUCGAGUUUUUUUUUUUGACUA